UAUUAAUAGAAGAAUAAUAGUUGAAUAAUAUAGUAUUAUUAAGGGGUAAGAAAAAGAAAAUGAUGAGAGUGGCAGUGGUGGGUGGUGGAAUAAGUGGAUUGGUUUCAGCAUAUGUGUUGGCCAAAGAAGGAGUGAAUGUGACUCUUUAUGAAAAAGAAGAUUAUUUGGGAGGUCAUGCAAAAACUGUGAAUGUUGAGGGUCUUGAUUUGGAUCUUGAUUUUAUGGUCUUCAACCGGGUAUCUUAUCCUAACAUGAUGGAGUUGUUUGAGAAUCUUGGAGUUGACAUGAAAUUAUCAGACAUGUCAUUUGCCAUUAGUCUUGAUGGCGGUCGCGGCUGUGAAUGGGGCAGCAGAAACGGUUUGUCUGGUUUGUUUGCACAGAAGAAGAAUGUGAUCAACCCUCACUUCUGGCAAAUGCUUAGGGAAAUUAUCAAGUUCCAAGAUGAUGUUACAAGCUAUCUUGAUAUGCUUGAUAACAAUCUGGAUAUGGAGCGCAAUGAGACCUUGGAGCAAUUCAUAAAGACAAAGGGUUAUUCUGAAUUAUUUGUAAAAGCAUAUCUUCUCUUUGGAAGACCGCAAUGGCUAACUGUUAAACAUCGUUCACACACUUAUAUUAAGAAGGUCAAAGAAGAGCUUGUUAUAAGAGGUGGUCAAGCAAUUACAAAUUGUGAGGUGGAAUUGGUUUCAGCAACAGAAAAUGGAUGUCUUGUGCACUGCAAAGAUGGUUCCAAAAAAAUGUAUGAUUGCUGCAUAAUCGCGACACAUGCACCUGGCGCUUUGAGAUUAUUAGGAGAGGAAGCGACAUACGAUGAGAGAAGAAUUCUAGGUGCUUUUCAAUAUGCAUAUAGUGAUGCUUUUCUUCACCAUGACAAAAAUUUAAUGCCCCGAAAUCCAUCAGCAUGGAGUGCAUGGAAUUUUCUUGGAUGUAACAAUAAUAACAGAGUUUGUGUGACAUUCUGGCUCAACAUUCUUCAGAAUCUUGGUGAAACAAGAUUACCCUUUCUUGUAACUCUAAAUCCAAAUGAUACACCAAAAAACACCCUUCUUAAGUGGUCAACUAAACAUCCAGUUCCAUCAGUUGCUGCAUUCAAAGCUUCACAUGAGCUUCAAAAAAUUGAAGGAAAAAGAGGAAUUUGGUUUUGCGGCGCUUACCAAGGUUGUGGAUUUCAUGAAGAUGGAUUAAAGUCUGGCAUGAUUGCUGCAAAUGCAGUUCUUGGAAGAUGUUGUUCCCUCCAAACAAAUCCCAAACACAUGGUACCUUCCUGGAAAGAACUUAGUGCACGCUUUUUUUUGAUGAGAUUCCUAAGUUCCUAUGUCAAUACCGGUUGUUUAACUUUAUUGGAGGAGGGAGGAACAAUGUUUACCUUCAAAGGAACCGAUAUGAAGUGCUCUCUAAAGUGUGUUAUGAGAAUCCACAGUCCCCAAUUUUAUUGGAAGGUUAUGACACACGCGGAUUUAGGCCUUGCAGAUGCAUAUAUUAAUGGAGACUUCUCCCUUGUUGAUGAAGAUGAAGGUCUUCUGAAUCUUUUUCUGAUUUUCAUAGCAAACAGAGAAUCAAAUGAUUCAAGCUCAAAAUUAAAGAAAAAUAGGGGUUGGUGGACACCAGUUUUCCUUACAGCUGGUUUAGCAUCUGCGAAUUUCUUUGUUAAGCAUUACUUUAGAAAAAAUACUAUCGCACAAUCUCGUCGCAACAUCUCUAUGCACUAUGACCUGAGCAAUGAAUUAUUUGCACUGUUCCUGGAUGAAACAAUGACAUAUACAACUGCAGUGUUCAAGAACGAAGAUGAAGAUUUGAAAGACGCACAGAUGAGAAAAAUGUCUCUUCUCAUUGAAAAAGCUAGAAUAGACCAGACACAUGAAAUUCUUGAGAUCGGAUGUGGAUGGGGAAAUUUAGCCAUUGAAGUCGUCAAACAAACCGGCUGCAAAUGCACUGGCAUCACUUUGUCUAUAGAGCAACAAAAACUUGCGGAAAAAAGAGUUAGAGAUGCUGGACUUCAGGAUCAUAUCAAAAUUCUUCUGUGUGACUAUCGCCAACUAUCGAAGACAUUCAAAUAUGAUAGGAUUAUAUCUGUUGGAAUGAUAGAAGCAGUUGGUCAUGAAUACAUGGAAGAGUUUUUCGGUUGUUGCGAAUCACUAUUGGUAGAUGAUGGACUCCUAGUUCUCGAGUUCAUAUCGAUCCCGGAUCAGCGUUACAAUGAGUGUAGGCGCAGUUCUGAUUUCUUGAAGGAAUAUAUUUUCCAUGGGGGAUGUCUUCCCUCCCUAAAUAGGAUAACAUCUGCCAUGGCAGCUACAUCAAGAUUAUGUGUAGAGCAUACUGAGAAUGUGGGACCUCAUUACUACCAAACAUUUAAGAGGUGGAGAACUAGCUUCCUUAAAAAUCAGAGUAAAAUUUUGGCUCUUGGAUUCGAUGAAAAGUUCAUCAAGACUUGGAAAUAUUAUUUUGAUUUCUUAGGUGCAGGUUUUAAGUCACGAACAAUUGGAAAUUAUCAGAUUGUUUUCUCAAGGCCUGGCAAUAUCACUACACUACAGGAUCCAUACAAAAGUUGGCCCUCGGCAUAAUGUUGAGAACAAGCCAUGACACAUAAUAAUAGCAUACCACGUUGCUGCUUUACAAAUCACAAUUACAAAGGGAAGAUUGGGCGAUUAUUCAUUUUUAAUAUAAAAAAGAAUAUGUUUUGCAGUACAGACUAC
Molecule: messenger RNA, 2690 nt
Organism: Arachis ipaensis
Lineage: Eukaryota; Viridiplantae; Streptophyta; Magnoliopsida; Fabales; Fabaceae
Source: RefSeq, a predicted model, not a curated record